AUAUAUAUAUAUAUAUAUAUAUAUAUAAAAGCCAAUUGAGCUAGACAUCCCUCGCGGAUACUUGAUUCUAUAUUCGACCAUGGCAUCCAGCUCGGUCAAGGAAGCCGCCGCAAGUGCGGCCAACUCGGCACAGGAGAAGAUUGAGAACCCCUCGAAAACAACUUCUUCCUUCCUCCACCACCCAUACACCCGAGCAGUGCUCCCUUUCGUCAAUGGCGGUCUCGCCGGUAUGAGCGCCACGGCUGUAGUCCAGCCCAUUGACAUGAUCAAGGUCCGCCUGCAGCUGGCCGGAGAAGGUGUGCGAGAGGGUCCCCGUCCGACAGCCUUUAGCGUCACCAAGGACAUCAUCAGGUCCGGAAAGGUCCUUGAUCUCUACACUGGAUUGUCCGCAGGUCUGCUUCGACAGGCUGUCUAUACCACCGCCCGACUGGGAAUCUUCGACACAUUCAUCACCACUCUGAACAAGAACGCCGAGUCCAAAGGACAGAAAAUCUCAUUCAGAGAGCGUGCAGGGGCAGGUUUGGCGGCCGGUGGAUUCGCUGCCAUGAUUGGAAACCCUGCGGAUCUGGCGCUCAUCCGUAUGCAGUCGGAUGGUUUGAAGCCGCCCGAGGCGCGUGCCAACUAUCGCUCUGUCAUUGACGCCCUGGUCCGGAUCACCAAGACCGAAGGAAUCGGCGCUCUCUGGGCAGGAGCACUCCCAACAGUCGUUCGCGCGAUGGCGCUCAACUUCGGACAGCUGACCUUCUUCGCUGAGUCCAAGUCCCAGCUGAAGGCUCACACCAACCUGUCGCAGCGCAACCAGACCUUUGCCGCGUCCGCCAUUGCCGGAUUCUUCGCCAGUUUCCUCUCUCUUCCCUUCGACUUCAUCAAGACCCGCCUCCAGAAGCAGCAGAAGGACCCCAAGACUGGCCAGCUGCCCUACCGGGGAGUGCUUGACUGCGCUCGCAAGGUGGUGCGCGAUGAGGGUUGGUUGAGAUUCUAUCGCGGUUUCGGCACUUACUAUGUGCGGAUCGCGCCCCAUGCAAUGGUCACUCUCAUCGUCGCCGAUUACCUGAACUUCAUCACCAAAUAGAUGGCUUCUAAAGCCAUCUGUUGGGUUGUUUGUGCACAUUACCAUACAUAUCAGAGACACACUGCCGUUUUGCGCACAGCGAACUCGACGACGUCCUCGGAUGAUACGAUCAUGAUUACCUUACCUACUUAACACACGCUUUGCGUUCUGAAAAGUUGUCGUCGUCGCAUAACUUUUCAUACAUCUCGACACAUAAUGCGGGUUCCAUGUAUCGCCUCUCAAUCCAUUGAGUUGGGAUUCAGCUUCAGACUAGUUAGGGCUCCUCGACGCAGCAUCGAAACCGCAUCGCAGCUAGCUAUGAAGUGGAAGCACAGAUGGGGCUAGAGGAUAGAUUUCCUCCGGAGGGCUUAUUUAUACGCUUUUUUUUU
This is a messenger RNA of Paecilomyces variotii, 1440 nucleotides long. RefSeq names its product putative mitochondrial dicarboxylate carrier protein. The transcript has 2 exons. The coding region runs from base 80 to 1072 and encodes 330 amino acids. NCBI's taxonomy places the organism in Eukaryota, Fungi, Ascomycota, Eurotiomycetes, Eurotiales, Thermoascaceae. The record is from RefSeq and is a predicted model, not a curated record. Gene Ontology annotation, molecular function: oxoglutarate:malate antiporter activity. Gene Ontology annotation, biological process: transmembrane transport.